Molecule: messenger RNA, 816 nt
Organism: Helianthus annuus (common sunflower)
Lineage: Eukaryota; Viridiplantae; Streptophyta; Magnoliopsida; Asterales; Asteraceae
Exons: 1
Coding region: 1-816 (271 amino acids)
Source: RefSeq, a predicted model, not a curated record
AUGAGAGACUUCAAGGAGUGUGUGGAGCAGAUAGAGGUUCUAGAUAUUAAUCGGUUUGGGCUGCAUUAUACUGGGACUCAAAAGCCGAAGAAAGGCAUAGGUGUUAUGAAGAAAAUUGAUAGAGUUAUGGGAAAUGCUCAGUUUCUGGUAGAUUUUCCAUCGGCUCAUGCUGUGUUUCAACCUUAUCGUGUAUCUGAUCAUAGUCCGUGUGUGCUAAAGCUUCCUAGUCUUGCAAAAGUCAGCCCGAAAUCAUUUAAGUUUGCUAAUUUUUUAGUUCAUAAACCUGAAUUCAGGGAGGAAGUCUUGAAAGGGUGGAGUUUGCCAUGCACAGGUAAUCGUAUGUAUUGUGUUGUGAAACGUUUGAAGCAGCUGAAGUCCCCGAUGCGUAAAUUGUUGUAUAAGCAAGGGAACGUGCAUGAGAAGGUUGUUAAGCUAAGGGCGGAAUUGGAUGAGGUUCAAACGGCUAUUGAUGCUGAUCCGACGAAUGUUAACUUACGAAAUAAAGAGGCUGAUUUGGUUAGUGUUUUUAAUGAUGCCAAACUGGAUGAGGAACAUUUUUUAAAACAAAAAUCUAAGAUGGAAUGGCUUCAUGUUGGCGAUUCAAAUUCAGCUUAUUUCCAUAAUGCUCUCAAGUGCAGGAAUCAUGUUACUCGAAUAAAUUGUAUUAAAGAUCGUCAUGGUAUUGUUUUUGAAGGUGUGGAUGUCCCGAAAGCUUUGGUUGAUCAUUUUACGCAGUUUUUAGGUGUUUUGGGUAAUGUUACAGAAAGCAUUGAUCAUGAAUUAUUCCAUAGGCGGUUAUGUCCGCGGAAGGCAUAA